Pedinophyceae sp. YPF-701 is the source of this 2184-nucleotide messenger RNA. The record is from the annotation of a GenBank genome assembly. Lineage: Eukaryota; Viridiplantae; Chlorophyta; Pedinophyceae.
AUGUCACGAACGGGGAUGGAGCGGGACGACGGCGACGAGUCCCCCUCGCACGCAGUGGGCCCGCCACCGCAGCUGCAACCCUCCCUGGCGAGCUCCGUGGCGACGCUGGCGCGCAACCUCGCCGGAACCAUCGUGCGCGGUGUCUCCAGCGCCUCCGAGGUCGCGCGCGAUCGCCGCCUGCGGCAGCGCGCCGUCAACCAGGUCGCAGGGUCAGCGAGCAACGCAGCCUCGCAAAUCCGGAUGGGUGCGGAGUCGCGCGUGACCAACGUCCGGGCGGUCCUGCGGCGCAUCCAGGAGCGCAUCGAGGAGAACCGCCACGCCGCGCUCCUCGCGGCGGUGCAGGACGAGCCCGUCGACGUCCAGAUCGGCCCGCAGCUAUACGAGGACGCGCCGCAGGAGAUGCGGACGCGGCUGUGGCUGAGCCUCGUCGACGACCCGAUCUACCGGCAGCUGAUCCGAGACGAGCGCGGGGCGUCCGAUGGGGACAGCGCGGGCGGGGGGGACGCACGCGGCGAGGGUGAGGCGGAGGGUGGGGAGGUGGCGUCGAAGGAGCUCCAGCGGUCGCCGACGCGGGCGCCUGCGGAGCUGCACGCGGACCUGGAGCACGCGCUGCAGGUCGCGGACAAGUUUCGCAGCGGCGAGGACGCCCCGCCUGACUCAGGCAAGGAGGGGGGCGACAUCGACUGGGACGAGUUCGUGUCAGCGGAGCAAAAGGCCCCCGGGGGAGUGCCGCCGCGGGACCUCCUCACGGGGCAGGACGCCGACGCGCCGUCCAGAGCGUCCAGCGACGAGCGCAACACGUUCGGCGACCUCGGCCGCCAGCUGGGCCUCGAUCUGCUGCUCGGGGUCGGCACGGGAUCCCCGCGCAGGCACCACCACCACGGGCACGUGCGGCGGAGAAGCGUCGGGGCGCCGAAGGAGCCGGACGGCGCGCGGGGCGUGCAGCCCGGACACCGCCAGGCGUCCGUUCCCGCACAGCCGUUGGCCGGCGACGAUUGGGAGCUGCUGGACAUCACGUCGGGGUCGAAACAGCUCGCGGCGCCGAACCUGCGCAGCACGCUGCAGGCGGCGGGCGAGGGCGGGGCGGGCGAGGGCGCGGGGGGUCCGAGCAAGGCGCCCCCGGGGGGGUUGCACCCGACCGCGGCGCUAAUGGACCCGAAUGACCCGCGGCUCGGUGCGGACCGCGGGGAUCCGGGGGUGUGGGGGAGCUGCCGCGACGAGGAGGAGCUGGUGCGGCGGCUUUGGGAGAGCAUGACGCAGGUGCAGAUGCCCGUGACGGACGACUAUGUGGUGGGCGCGGCAGGGGCGGGGCGGGAGUCGCGGUACGCGACGCUGCUGCAGAUCAGCAUCGGGCUCGAGGACGUGGACGAGGAGAUCCGGCGCGACAUCCAUCGGACGUUCCCGGAGCACCCGCGCUUCUCCCGCAGGGACGGCCAGGAGGCCCUUUACAACGUUCUGAAGGCGUACAGCGUCCACGACCUCGAAGUGGGGUAUUGCCAGGGCAUGGCCUUCGUGGCGGGGUGCCUGCUCAUGUACGUGCCGCAGGAGGCCGCGUUCCACCUCCUGCGCAUGAUCAUGGCGCCGCGCGGCGGCAACAUGCGCGCCCUGUUCCUCCCCGGCCUCGGAGAGCUGCGCGCGACGCUCGCGCGGCUCGAGUGGCUGGUGCGAAAGCACCUCCCGCGGCUCGCGGCGCACCUGGAGAAGCUCGGCGUCCCUGCGGUGCUGUACGCGUCGCAGUGGUUCCUCACCGCGUUCUCGUGCCCGAUGCCGCCGCCGUUUGCGUGCCGCGUGCUGGACGUGGUCCUCAUCGAACGGUCCACGGCGAUCAUGCUCCGCGUGGCGCUGUCGAUGCUGGAGUCGCUCGAGGAGGAGCUGCUCGGGGUGGACGACUUCGAGGAGACCAUCGCGGGCCUGAAGCUCGGGCCGGUGGGGUGGCCCGCGGGGCGCAUGCGGGCGGUGCUGAACAACGCGGUGGCGAUCCCGCUGGCGGACGAGGACGUGCGGGACAUCGACGGGUGGAUCGGGGCCGCGGAGGCGGAGGCGGAGGCGGAGCGGGACGCGCCGCGCUCUGAGGCGGGGGGGGGUCAGCGGGCGCCGGGGGUGGACGAGGGGGGUGAGGGGGGGAGUGGGGAUGAUGCGGGGGGUGGCGAGGGGGCGAGCGGGGGGAACCUGAUAGAUUUGUGA